AUGCUCGAAGUCUCCCCUGCGCCGGCGAAGACGCAAUGGCAGCCAGAUCGCUCCGGUGUCAGAAACGACGAUCUCGGCGGUUCAACAAGCAUUGAGGUGAUUUUGGCGGGCCGGGUACCAAAGCGGCCUUUCGAGCCUCACAAAGCUAUUCAUGCAUCGCCAGCAGCGUCUCAGCGGGGUGUCCAAGGCAAUGACAGACAGGUCGUCCUCGAUGUGACGCUUGUCCUCGAUGUGACGCUUGCGUGCGCCAAGUGGCCCCGUCCGAUCCGGCAUCGAGCCACUGGCAACGGCAUCGAAACCUACGCGAAGUGGGUCCCGCCAUCGGCCGCCAGCGGCCGCCUGAGCGUCCCAUCUUCCGGCUCCCGUGACUGUCAUCUACUGAUGUCGGAUCCGAAGGGCUUUGCGGUGUUGGCGAAAAGAUCCUGA
Colletotrichum abscissum is the source of this 426-nucleotide messenger RNA. RefSeq lists its product as uncharacterized. The transcript is spliced from 2 exons. The record is from RefSeq and is a predicted model, not a curated record. The coding region runs from base 1 to 426 and encodes 141 amino acids. NCBI's taxonomy places the organism in Eukaryota, Fungi, Ascomycota, Sordariomycetes, Glomerellales, Glomerellaceae.